AUGAAGAGAGGCGCUGGGGUAGCCUCCCCUCACUCUGAUAAAUUACUUUUAGAUAUUCGAUUAUUGCAAGUGCUGAAACGAGAAUACGUCGUUGCUUGUUGUGUGGAGAAGAAAGAGACAAAACAAUUUCCGAAAAAAUCAGCUUUGCUCGGCCGCUGUUUCCCUUUGAACUUCUUCGGCACUGCUGCUACCCUGAUAGGGUUCUCACAGAAGAAGUGA
Messenger RNA from Lactuca virosa, 219 nucleotides. The record is from the annotation of a GenBank genome assembly. NCBI's taxonomy places the organism in Eukaryota, Viridiplantae, Streptophyta, Magnoliopsida, Asterales, Asteraceae.